Lucilia cuprina (Australian sheep blowfly) is the source of this 4062-nucleotide messenger RNA. RefSeq names its product cationic amino acid transporter 3. Gene Ontology annotation, molecular function: amino acid transmembrane transporter activity. Gene Ontology annotation, biological process: transmembrane transport; amino acid transport. Gene Ontology annotation, cellular component: plasma membrane. Bases 311 to 3661 code for a protein of 1116 amino acids. NCBI's taxonomy places the organism in Eukaryota, Metazoa, Arthropoda, Insecta, Diptera, Calliphoridae. The record is from RefSeq and is a predicted model, not a curated record. The transcript is spliced from 8 exons.
CUAGCGUAUCUCAGGUACUUGUUGCAGUCGCUAUUAAAAAUUGUUUAGUCUUAUUUUGAAAUUCGGAACAAUUACUACGUUUUAAUACGAACAAGUUUUUAAGAUCAAUACCUGCCGGGUCGUGUUAUCAAAAAAAGAAGGCGAAGAUAAAAACAAUUUCGGACAAAACAGUUCUAAAAAUGUUUAGAAAAUAUACUGUUUACAUUUAGUUUUAUAUUAGACGCUGAUAAUUGACAAUUAACAUAUUUAAAUUUAUACAUUUGCGGUAAACGAACAAUUCAACGCUCAGUUUAUCUAAGAGAAGUUCACAAUGGUCCAACAACCCUCUUAUUGGAAAGUUUUAACUCGGAGAAAACAACUGUCGCAAGAGGGCGCAGAUGGGGAGAGUAAAUUAAAUCGUGUUUUAGGUUUAUAUGAUUUAACCGCCCUAGGUGUUGGUUCUACUUUAGGAGCUGGCGUCUACGUAUUGGCCGGUCAAAUCGCAAAAGAUCAAGCUGGGCCCUCAGUAAUGCUUUCGUUUGCCAUUGCGGCCUUGGCUUCGUUGUUAGCCGGUAUAUGUUAUGCUGAGUUUGGUGCUCGUGUGCCUAAAGCAGGUUCUGCAUAUGUUUACAGUUAUGUGUGUAUAGGGGAAUUUGCAGCUUUUGUCAUUGGUUGGAAUCUAAUAUUGGAAUAUAUGAUCGGUACAGCUAGUGUGUGCAGAGGUAUAAGUCUUUAUUUAGAUACUCUUAUCAAUGAUACCCUUAAAACCACAUUUGCUGAAGUAGCACCGAUGAAUGUUUCUUUUUUGGGAAGUUAUUUUGAUUUCUUUGCCUGUGGCCUAGUAGCAGUCUUUGGAGUUGCACUGGCUUUUGGUGUAGAAGCAUCAGCGAUUGCAAAUAAUUUUUGUACCUGUCUAAAUCUGUUCAUUUUAUUAUUUGUUAUUAUAGCUGGUUCAAUAAAAGCUGAUUUUUCGAACUGGACAAUUGAUGUUGAUACAGUAAAUAAAACCGAAUUACCACCAGAUGUUGACUUGGGCAUGGGAGGGUUUUUCCCAUUUGGCUUUACCGGUACAUUAAAGGGAGCUGCGACCUGUUUUUUCGGGUUCGUUGGUUUUGAUUGUAUCGCCACAACUGGUGAAGAAGUACAAAAUCCACGCAAAAAUAUUCCACGAUCCAUUUUGCUAUCGUUGGUAGUGAUAUUUUUGUGUUAUUUUGGAGUUUCAACAGUGAUAACACUAAUGGUGCCCUACUAUUUGCAAGAUCCCAAUGCUCCACUUCCAAGUGCAUUCAAAGUUGUUGGUUGGAAUUUUGCAAUGUGGCUUGUGUCUAUUGGAGGGUUAGUGGGGUUGCUUGCUAGCUUAUUUGGAGCUUUGUUUCCGUUGCCCAGAGUAAUGUAUUCUAUGGCUCAAGAUGGUCUUAUGUUUAGAGUUUUUGCACAAAUUCAUCCAAGGUUCCGAGUGCCUGUUAUAGGUUCAAUUGUAGCUGCCAUGUUGACAGCUCUUAUUGCUGGUUUAUUUGAUUUGGCUCAAUUGGUAAAUCUUUUGUCAAUUGGCACCUUAUUAGCUUACAGCGUAGUGGCCAUCUCUAUAACUAUAUUACGUUAUAUGGAUAAUGCCGAUACUUUUGGAAAAUCACAAUCAAAUGGAAAUAUUGACAGCGUAAAUGGUGAGAAUGGCCAUAGCAACGGAAAUGGCAAUCAUCACGGUAAUGCCAAUGGUAAUGGUUAUAAUGUAUCUGAAAAUUCGCUAUUGACUUCAAAGGGAGAACGUACCACUUUCAAGGCCGUGAUGGUGCAACUCUUUAACUUCAGGCGCGAAUACACUCCCAACGAACUUUCUACAAUUAUAGUUGGCACACUCAUCACCGUAUUUUGUAUUCUGUCAGCCGGUAUUGGCUUGGUAUUUAUGCAAGCAUACGACGCACUGAUUAAUAAUCAAACCUGGGUAUUAGUUAUAUUGGGGGUACUAUGUGUACUCACUGCGUUUGUAUUACUUUGUAUAUGUUUACAGCCGAGGGAAUUGUGUACGCGUGUAUUCACGGUCCCCUUUGUGCCCUUCGUUCCAGCCAUAAGCAUAUUUAUAAAUAUCUAUCUUAUGUUACAAUUAGAUGUUAUGACUUGGAUUAGAUUUGGUGUAUGGAUGGCUAUUGGUAUCCCUAUGUUUGUAGCAUGUUGGUGUAUGUAUGAUAUAAAAAAUCCAGCUAAUAGACAUCCGGAUAGAAUAGAAUUUGAAAGACUUUUAAAACUUUCAUCUCAAACUCAUCAAUCGAAUUUUGAAAAUGCAUUUAUAGACAAUUUUAAUAAUGAUCUUAAUAUAUCGACAUCGACGCUGAUAAUGCAACAAAAUGAACGUUCCGUUAAAAGCCUUGAUGAUAUCAUGGAUCUAAAUGAAGUUGAGGAAGGCUUAAAGGAAGUAAAACAUCCGAAUGGUCAAAUUUGUUAUAUCGAAGAUAGAAACAGCCACAAAUCGCAAAUAUCAUUACAAAAAAUGGACGAAGACAAUGAAAUAAAUUAUGCAACCUUGCAAAAUGACACUUCCGAAGAGGAAAAGUCCGUAAUAGCAUUGUUGGAUAAUGUACUUGAAAAAGAGGAUGACAAUUAUCAACUCUUACAGACAUAUGACCGCAAAAUCAGUAUAGACUCCGAAAUGGAACCGAGUGUUACCAGAACCACAACAGUAGCCACAGUACAUAGCAGCAGCAACAGUGACAGUUCGGAAAAUUCCACAAAAAGUCCAACGAAUAGCAUAGAUUCCGGUAUUGGAACCUAUGAAGAAAUGCAAAAAAUAGCUCAGGAACUGGUCGAUGAAAUUUUAAAUAGCGAAGAUCUAUGGUUAGCAUUGGAGAAACACAAACAACAACAACAACUGCUAGAAAAUACUAUUCUCAACAAAUCCAACAAUAGAAAUGAAUUACAUAACAAUGAAGUUGACAAUUUAAACACGUCAAAACAAGAAAAUGAAAAGAUAAUUAAUGCCUUAAAAAGAGUCCAAUCUGUAGAAUCCGUGUUAUCUUCAAACUCAGUUGAUGAUCCUUUACAUUCCGAAAAGUUUCGCAGUAAACUAAGUAAAUUAAUUAUAAAACCACCUGAACCAAAAUCUGUCAAAGACGACCACAAAACCGAAGAUUAUAUUCAAAACAUACAACCAAAAUUAAAACAUUCUAAAAGUGAAGCUGAUAUUAAAGUAUUAGUAUUGAAAGCAAUAGAGGAUUGUCAUGCCGACAUAGCCAAUAAAAAAGAGGAACCAAAUACUGGUGGGGAAGUUGGGAAAUACAUUCCAAAGCCCCCAAAAUUUGAUCCCGUAUUAUACAAAACUAUAAAUAGCAUAAGUAAAACAAAGGGAAGACCCAGUUUAGAUAAACUAUUGAAAACGGAUGAAUUAAGAAAAUCAAAAGAUCAAAAAAUAGAUUCACCAGAAAGAUACGACACGCAAAAUAACGAAUUGUCAUUCAAACAAAAACUUGAGGCGAUAUUGAAACGGGGACCUACACAUAAGCCUCAUAUCGGAACGGAAUUGGUAAAGACGAGGCCUAAAUCCGAGGGUCCCUUACAAUUAACCACCGACAAUCUUAAUAUUCCACAAAUUGGUAAUAAGCCUAAAAAUAAUCUCAAUAAAACAUCUUCACAAAUAGAGGAAUCGAAAGAAGUUUCAGCACCUAUAAAAACAAUUCCAAUUGAAUUAUAGCAUCUUACAAUAUUAAAAAUUAAUUAGUAGUCUUAUUUUUUUUUAAGAUGUAAGAUGUAACAUAUGUAAAUUUUGGUUGUCUUGUAGCAUGUAAAUGUUAUGUUAUAUUUAAUAUUUAAUAUUCUCCAAUUUUUUGUACAGAAAAUUUAAUCUGAAUGAGCUUUUCAAAAUUUUCAAAUUUCACAAAAUAUUUUUUUAUGAAAAAAUAUGAGGUAAUUUCCUAAAGGAUACCUCUAGAACUAAACUUUUGAGAUGUGAUAUAUUAAAACCUAAUGUUCACAUGCUUAUGUAUAUCACUUCUAAACAUGUACUUAAAAAAACACACACACAUAAUAUAAUACUUGAUUUGCAUGCUGUAUACUGGUAUUUAACCAUCUAGUCGUUAAUAUACAUACAUACAU